UCGGAGUCACAUGGAUACAAAGCUUUUGAUUAAUGUCCAAGUCACUGCUGUGGCUGCCGAAGUCGCUUCCCCUCCAGUCCCGGCCGUGUGAGGCCAGAGCAGCGGGACCGGGCGCGCAGGGCCUGGCCGGAGCCCCAACUCCCAGGAAUUUUCUCUGCCCCAGCUCGAUCCCCUCCUCUCCCUGCGCCCAGGCUCUCCCCAGCAUGUAAAGUCGUCUGUCCCUCCUCGGAGUUGGCGGAGGCGGCAACUUUCCAUUCUCGCCGCCGGGGGCCGGGCAGCAGCGAGCGCGCGGGUCAGCGCUCAGCACGGCGGGCAGCGCCGCGCACCGCCGCCGACCAUGAGCGAGGACAGCCGCGGGGACGGCCGCGCCGAGAGCGCCAAGGACCUGGAGAAGCAGCUUCGCCUGCGCGUGUGCGUGCUCAGCGAGCUCCAGAAGACCGAGCGGGACUAUGUGGGCACACUGGAGUUCCUGGUGUCGGCAUUCUUACACCGAAUGAACCAGUGUGCAGCAUCAAAAGUUGACAAAAAUGUGACAGAAGAAACAGUGAAGAUGUUGUUCUCAAACAUUGAAGACAUCCUUGCAGUACAUAAAGAAUUCUUAAAAGUCGUGGAAGAAUGCUUACACCCCGAACCUAAUGCUCAACAAGAAGUGGGAACCUGCUUUCUUCACUUUAAAGACAAGUUUCGUAUCUAUGAUGAAUAUUGUAGUAACCAUGAGAAAGCACAAAAAUUACUUCUUGAACUCAACAAAAUAAGAACAAUCCGGACAUUUCUUUUGAACUGCAUGCUGCUUGGAGGACGGAAGAACACAGAUGUUCCCUUGGAAGGAUAUUUAGUAACACCAAUACAAAGAAUAUGCAAGUACCCUCUCAUUUUGAAGGAGCUGCUGAAGCGGACUCCACGGAAACACAGUGACUAUGCAGCAGUGAUGGAAGCCCUCCAAGCCAUGAAAGCUGUCUGUUCCAACAUAAAUGAGGCCAAGAGACAGAUGGAGAAGUUAGAAGUUUUAGAGGAAUGGCAGUCUCACAUUGAAGGCUGGGAGGGGUCCAACAUCACUGACACCUGCACUGAAAUGCUAAUGUGUGGAGUCUUACUGAAAAUUUCUUCUGGAAAUAUUCAAGAACGAGUGUUUUUUCUUUUCGAUAACCUUUUGGUGUACUGCAAAAGAAAACACAGACGAUUGAAGAACAGCAAGGCAUCUACAGAUGGACAUCGGUACCUUUUUCGUGGCCGGAUCAACACGGAGGUGAUGGAAGUGGAGAAUGUGGAUGAUGGCACUGCUGAUUUCCAUAGCAGUGGACACAUUGUUGUUAAUGGAUGGAAGAUACAUAACACAGCAAAAAAUAAAUGGUUUGUUUGUAUGGCAAAAACACCUGAAGAGAAGCAUGAAUGGUUUGAAGCUAUUUUGAAAGAAAGAGAACGGCGGAAAGGUUUAAAAUUAGGAAUGGAGCAAGAUACCUGGGUAAUGAUUUCUGAACAGGGUGAGAAACUUUAUAAAAUGAUGUGCAGACAAGGAAAUCUGAUCAAAGACAGAAAAAGAAAACUGACUACGUUCCCUAAAUGCUUUCUUGGAAGCGAAUUUGUGUCAUGGCUGUUGGAAAUUGGAGAGAUUCACAGGCCUGAGGAAGGUGUGCACUUGGGACAAGCAUUAUUAGAAAAUGGAAUCAUUCACCAUGUUACUGAUAAACAUCAGUUCAAACCAGAACAGAUGUUAUAUAGAUUUCGCUAUGAUGAUGGAACAUUUUAUCCAAGAAAUGAGAUGCAGGAUGUGAUUUCAAAGGGUGUAAGAUUAUAUUGUCGUCUUCAUAGCCUUUUUACUCCAGUGAUAAGAGAUAAAGAUUACCAUUUAAGGACCUACAAAUCUGUGGUCAUGGCCAACAAACUGAUAGACUGGUUAAUUGCACAGGGAGAUUGCCGCACCAGAGAAGAGGCAAUGAUAUUUGGCGUUGGACUCUGUGACAAUGGAUUUAUGCACCAUGUCCUUGAAAAAAGCGAAUUCAAAGAUGAACCCCUACUUUUCCGGUUUUUUUCGGAUGAGGAAAUGGAAGGAUCAAAUAUGAAACAUCGACUUAUGAAACAUGACUUAAAGGUUGUGGAAAAUGUUAUAGCUAAGUCAUUACUGAUUAAAUCCAAUGAAGGCAGCUAUGGCUUUGGGCUAGAAGACAAAAACAAAGUUCCAAUAAUAAAGUUGGUAGAAAGGGGAUCUAAUGCUGAGAUGGCUGGCAUGGAAGUUGGGAAAAAGAUUUUUGCUAUUAAUGGAGACCUAGUUUUUAUGAGACCUUUCAGUGAAGUCGACUGCUUCCUGAAAUCGUGUUUAAACAGCAGAAAACCUCUAAGAGUUCUUGUGAGCACGAAACCAAGAGAGACAGUGAAAAUUCCAGAUUCAGCUGAUGGACUUGGCUUCCAGAUCCGAGGAUUUGGCCCUUCCGUUGUGCAUGCUGUAGGAAGAGGAACUGUGGCUGCAGCAGCUGGCCUUCACCCUGGACAGUGCAUUAUCAAGGUGAAUGGAAUCAAUGUAAGCAAAGAGACACAUGCCAGUGUCAUUGCACACGUUACAGCCUGCAGGAAGUACAGGCGGCCAAUGAAGCAAGAUUCCAUACAAUGGGUUUAUAAUAGCAUUGAGAGUGCUCAAGAAGACCUUCAAAAAUCUCACUCCAAGCCCCCUGGAGAUGAAGCAGGGGAUGCUUUUGACUGUAAAGUAGAAGAGGUUAUUGACAAAUUCAACACUAUGGCCAUCAUUGACGGGAAGAAGGAGCAUGUGAGUCUGACAGUGGACAAUGUCCACCUGGAGUAUGGUGUCGUAUAUGAGUAUGACAGCACAGCUGGCAUCAAGUGCAAUGUGGUGGAAAAGAUGAUUGAGCCCAAAGGUUUCUUCAGCUUAACUGCCAAGAUUCUUGAAGCCCUGGCUAAAAGUGAUGAGCAUUUCGUACACAACUGCACCAGCCUAAAUUCUCUAAAUGAAGUGAUUCCUACUGACCUUCAGAGUAAAUUCAGUGCCCUUUGCAGUGAAAGAAUUGAACACAUAUGUCAGAGAAUAUCCAGUUAUAAAAAGUUUUCUCGUGUACUGAAGAAUAGAGCCUGGCCUACUUUUAAACAGGCCAAAUCUAAAAUCUCCCCACUGCACAGCAGUGAUUUCUGCCCUACCAACUGCCAUGUCAACGUGAUGGAAGUUUCUUAUCCCAAAACAUCAACCUCUUUGGGAAGUGCAUUUGGUGUUCAGUUGGAUAGUAGGAAGCAUCAUGCUCAUGAUAAAGAAAACAAAUCUUCGGAGCAAGGGAAACUGAGCCCUAUGGUGUACAUUCAGCACACCAUCACAACCAUGGCGGCCCCUUCAGGUCUGUCUCUGGGACAGCAGGAUGGCCAUGGUCUCAGGUAUCUGCUGAAAGAAGAAGACUUAGAAACCCAAGACAUCUAUCAGAAACUGCUGGGUAAACUUCAGAUUGCACUGAAAGAGGUGGAGAUGUGUGUUUGUCAAAUAGAUGACCUUCUGUCUUCAAUAACAUAUUCUCCUAAAUUAGAACGUAAGACAUCGGAGGGCAUAAUACCAACAGACAGUGACAAUGAGAAGGGAGAAAGAAACAGCAAACGGGUCUGUUUUAAUGUAGCAGGAGAUGAACAGGAAGAUUCUGGUCAUGAUACCAUCAGCAACAGAGACUCUUACAGUGACUGCAACAGCAAUAGGAAUUCCAUCGCCUCCUUCACCAGCAUCUGCAGCAGCCAGUGCAGCUCGUAUUUCCACAGUGAUGAAAUGGACUCAGGUGAUGAACUUCCCCUAAGUGUUCGCAUUUCUCAUGAUAAACAGGACAAGAUACAUAGUUGCCUUGAGCAUCUUUUCAGCCAGGUGGAUUCAAUUACCAAUCUCCUAAAAGGGCAGGCUGUUGUGAGGGCCUUUGACCAAACCAAGUAUCUCACUCCAGGCCGAGGAUUGCAAGAAUUUCAACAGGAAAUGGAACCAAAGCUGAGUUGUCCAAAAAGGCUACGGCUUCAUAUCAAGCAAGACCCCUGGAAUCUUCCCAGCAGCGUCCGGACUCUUGCUCAGAACAUCAGGAAAUUUGUUGAAGAGGUGAGGUGUAGGAUACUCCUGGCUCUUCUUGAAUAUUCAGAUAGUGAGACACAGCUCCGUAGAGACAUGGUUUUCUGCCAGACUCUUGUGGCCACUGUCUGUGCCUUCUCUGAGCAGCUCAUGGCGGCCUUGAACCAGAUGUUUGACAACAGCAAGGAAAAUGAGAUGGAAACUUGGGAAGCCAGCAGGAGGUGGCUGGACCAGAUAGCGAAUGCAGGUGUUCUUUUUCACUUUCAGUCACUUCUGUCACCAAACUUGACAGAUGAACAAGCCAUGUUAGAAGAUACACUGGUUGCACUAUUUGAUUUGGAAAAGGUUUCCUUUUACUUUAAACCAUCAGAAGAGGAACCCCUGGUUGCAAAUGUUCCUCUUACAUAUCAAGCAGAAGGAAGUCGGCAAGCUCUGAAAGUUUACUUCUACGUUGAUAGUUAUCAUUUUGAACAACUUCCUCAACGGUUGAAAAAUGGAGGAGGGUUUAAAAUUCAUCCUGUUCUUUUUGCGCAAGCACUGGAGAGCAUGGAAGGAUAUUAUUACAGAGACAAUGUUUCCGUGGAAGAAUUUCAAGCUCAGAUAAAUGCAGCCUCACUGGAAAAGGUCAAACAGUACAACCAGAAGCUCAGGGCAUUCUACUUGGACAAGUCAAAUUCACCACCAAACUCCACAUCCAAAGCUGCCUAUGUAGAUAAGCUAAUGAGGCCUCUCAACGCUUUGGAUGAACUUUACCGACUGGUAGCCUCGUUUAUCAGAUCCAAGCGCACAGCUGCCUGUGCAAACACAGCGUGCAGUGCCUCUGGGGUUGGACUGCUGUCAGUUUCCUCGGAGCUGUGCACCAGGCUAGGCGCCUGCCACAUCCUCAUGUGCAGCAGCGGUGUGCAUCGGUGCACCCUGAGCGUGACGCUGGAGCAAGCCAUCAUUUUGGCCAGAAGCCACGGAUUGCCACCUCGCUACAUCAUGCAGGCUACAGAUGUGAUGCGGAAGCAGGGAGCAAGAGUUCAGAACACAGCGAAGAAUUUGGGAGUCAGAGACCGGACCCCACAGUCUGCACCAAGGCUGUACAAGCUGUGCGAGCCGCCUCCCCCAGCUGGAGAAGAAUGAAAAGAAUUCCCAAGAAACCAGGCAGGCAGAAGCUCCUGAAUGCUGGACUAGACAAACUACAUGCUGGCUAAACAUUCUCCACUGAAGACAAAUCAAUGCUCCUUUUUUUUUUUUUUUUUUUUUCUGUAAAUCUUUCUCCCCAUUGCAAACAAGUAGUGUUCAGUUUAUACUUGGAUAUUUAUGCUGGAAAUGGAAAGAAGUUCAAUCAGACAGUUCAGCAUCACAAACUGAUGUCUCUCUAUAUUGACAUUAAGUAUUCACUUUUAGAGUAAAAUCCAUCCCUGGAACAUAAAGAAAAAAAUAUUAGAGAUUUAAAAAUUAACCACCAUGCCUCCUCUCCCAUUCAUUGAAAUUGUGUUAUUACGUUUUUUUUUCAUCUUUUCCAAGUGGACACACGUAAUAAUGGAGAGUUCCUCUUGAAGAAGGCUAUUAUUGAAGAAACCUGGUGACAUUUUGCAAAUCAUGAAAAAUGUUAAGGACAAUAUGGACUGUGUGGUAUAGAUUUUCAGUCCCCCAUUUGCAAGAGUGAAAGUCAUUAAUGUGUAAAAGGUGUGAAAAGCAUGCUUUACUCUUUCUCCUCAGGGCUUAUUUCUUAUUAGAGGAGAAGAGAGCUGACUAAGGCCUCCAGCAAGACUCACUUUCUUCUAGCUGCCUUUGGGCAUCCUUUUUUCUUGUGGACAGCUCUAGCAAAUCAGUGCUAUUUUUGGUGUCUGCAAUGGGCAUGGCUUCCUUGGGCCACGUAUACUGGGUGCUGUGCCAUAAUGGCCCUGGGGAUCAGAGAAGUGCAGGGAGGGGAACCAGGAUGAAGAAGGGGACAAUAAGCCUAUUUUAAAACUAAACCUUUAACUUAGAUACCUAAAACUCUUAAUUUUAUGAAGGCUCUCAUAUGAGAGGUCAGACUCUUCAAAGAAUACAACAUCAUGAGACUUUUUCGGUCAAGAUAUAUGUAUAAGAUAUGAAAAUAAGGCUUUAUUUGUACUUGUAAAGGACCGUUAGGGAGCUUGAUAAUUUGUGGACGCACAAGGUAUAUUCUAUCCUCAUUCUAAAGUGUAUGUAAUGUUUAUCAUUUCCACAUUGAUGCAACAACAUUGUUUUUAGCAUAGUAAAUACAGUAAUACUUAUUUUAAAUCCAUAAUUUUCAAACAAAACAUUCAUGAUUGUGGUAAUUAUAUGGACUUACGCUAAUUUAGUAUGUGAAAUGCUUUUCACAUCUAAAGUAUGUGCAAACCAUUAUUAAUUUUUUUUAAAAUUUUUUGAAGCUGAGUCUCACUCUGUUACCCAGACUGGAGUGCAGUGGUGCGAUCU
This is a messenger RNA of Cercocebus atys (sooty mangabey), 6463 nucleotides long. It is a transcript of the gene PREX2, whose product is annotated as phosphatidylinositol-3,4,5-trisphosphate-dependent Rac exchange factor 2. NCBI's taxonomy places the organism in Eukaryota, Metazoa, Chordata, Mammalia, Primates, Cercopithecidae. The transcript has 40 exons. Bases 338 to 5158 code for a protein of 1606 amino acids. Gene Ontology annotation, molecular function: guanyl-nucleotide exchange factor activity; protein binding. The record is from RefSeq and is a predicted model, not a curated record. Gene Ontology annotation, biological process: intracellular signal transduction.